AUGGACGAGAAGCCGGAGCAGAAGAAUGCUCGAGGAGUAAAAGACGUAGCUAGCGAGAAGAUGACAACACCAAUAUCAAUUGAAGACGUUCGUAGAGAGGUCAAAAUCCUCAAAGCCUUGUCCAACCAUAAUAAUCUUGUCAAAUUUUAUGAUGCAUGUGAGGAUGCACUUAACGUCUACGUAAUCAUGGAAUUAUGUGAAGGUGGAGAAUUAUUAGAAAGAAUUUUAUCCAGAGGUGGAAGGUACUUAGAGGAGGAUGCAAAAGCUAUAGUUAUUCAAAUAGUGAGUGUAAUUGCCUUUUGUCAUCUUCAAGGUGUUGUGCAUCGUGAUUUAAAUCCAGAGAAUUUUCUUUUCACCACCAGAGAUGAAAAUGCUCAGAUGAAGUUGAUUGAUUUUGGCCUUUCCAAUUUUGUUAAACCAGCGCUAUCCAAAGCCCUAAUAGAGGAUCAACUGUUUUAUCUAAGAUCACAGUUUAAGCUGCUAGCACCAAACGGAGAAGGUCACAUAUCGUUCGACAACUUUCGAAUGGGCCUAUUGCAAAAUGCAACCGAGGCAAUGAAGGAGGGUAAGGUUAUUGAUAUCUUAAAUGUGUUGGAGCCACUCUCGUACAGAAAGAUGGACUUUGAAGAAUUCUGUGCUGCUACAAUCAGUCCCCAUCACCUCGAGGCCUUGGAUGGGUGGGAACAAAUGACAAGUACGGCUUUUGAGCACUUCGAGCUAGAGGGGAAACGAGCCAUCACCGUUAAGGAGCUAGCUCAGCGGCGAUCUCUCCAGCAAACUCGUGCCCUCUCCUCCCGUUCACCGCGAUCCGCAACCGACGACUCAGGUAUGCUCCUCUCCUCUCUCUCUGUUCGUUUUCACACGGCCGGUGGCCGCUGCGGCCUGCUCACGGCCAGCGGGCCGCCGCUGGCGACUUCUCGCGGCAAGCCAGCUGCCGCAAGCGGGUCCUUGCGGCAGCCCAGCCGCCGCAUUCCCUUGUCUACGGCAUGCCCAGCUGCCGCAUUCCCUUGUCUACGGCAUGCCGGCCACCGCAGGCAAGCCGUAGCAGGCCGGCCGACGCAAGCCGUCCACGCAGGCGCCUGCUUGCUACCUAAUCGCGGCCAGCCGCGGGGGCUUGCUCGCGACCCCCGUAGUGUCCUGCUGGUGGCUGGUCGCUUUAAGCACCUGCUCACGGUUGGUCGCAGGGGGUAG
Zingiber officinale is the source of this 1191-nucleotide messenger RNA. RefSeq names its product CDPK-related kinase 3-like. The record is from RefSeq and is a predicted model, not a curated record. NCBI's taxonomy places the organism in Eukaryota, Viridiplantae, Streptophyta, Magnoliopsida, Zingiberales, Zingiberaceae. Gene Ontology annotation, biological process: intracellular signal transduction; peptidyl-serine phosphorylation; protein autophosphorylation. Gene Ontology annotation, molecular function: ATP binding; calcium-dependent protein serine/threonine kinase activity; calcium ion binding. The transcript is spliced from 9 exons. The coding region runs from base 1 to 1191 and encodes 396 amino acids. Gene Ontology annotation, cellular component: cytoplasm; nucleus.